CCCACAGACAAGAGCCGUCCCCGAAUUUGUUUGGCAACAGCUUCUCUUCGAUUUUUUUUUUGGCAGGAAGGCAAUCUGGCCGCUUUAUAGCUGAACGAACUGUCAGCACAGCCUCUUUUUUCUUUUAGAACGACAUGGCGAUGGGGUGUCAGAUCUUUGUCUGUGUGGCCUUGGCUGCCGUACUAGGCGCCGCGCUGGGGCUCGAUGAAGACAUGGCCCGGCCCUUGUUCGGUCCUCCGGGCUCGACCAUCCGAGUGAUGGACUCUGACGCGGGUCUGAAGAAGGCGCUGCAUUUCGCUCAGGAGCGUUACAACUUGGGCUCCAACGCGAUGCACCUCCGCAAAGUUAGCCGACUCAUCUCCGCCACCAAACAGCUGGUUAAGGGUAUCCGCUACACUAUAACAGUGGAGAUGAGUAAUACUCAAUGUAAGAAAUCCACCAUGCUCCGGACUUGUGACUUCUAUCCCGAACUACAACAGCUCAAGACCGAGAUUUGUGUGUUUGAAAUCUGGGACAUCCCCUGGCAGUCAACCUUGAAUUUGCUCAAACAGAAGUGCCAACCAAAAGCUUUACCUGAAGAAACUACCACUGUUGAGGACGCUUCCCCUGAGGAGUCUGUGGAGCUGCUGAACCUUUUCAAAGACUUCAUGGUUAAAUACAAUAAAGCCUAUAGCACGCAGGAGGAAGUUGACCGCCGCCUGCAGAUCUUCCAUGAGAACGUUAAGACCGCGGCAAGAAUCCAGUCUUUGGAUCAGGGAUCUGCAGAGUACGGCAUCACCAAGUUCAGUGACCUCACUGAGGAAGAGUUUCGCUCGACCUACUUGAACCCUCUGCUGAGCCAGUGGACUCUCCAGAGACCCAUGAAAUUGGCCCCCUCCGCCCGAAGCCCCGCCCCUGCCAGCUGGGAUUGGAGGGAUCAUGGUGCUGUUAGUCCUGUUAAGAACCAGGGUAUGUGCGGAUCUUGCUGGGCAUUUUCUGUCACAGGUAACAUUGAGGGGCAGUGGUUUCUGAAAAACGGAACUUUGCAGUCAUUGUCUGAACAAGAACUGGUUGACUGUGAUGGGCUGGACCAGGCAUGCAGAGGCGGGUUGCCAUCAAAUGCUUAUGAAGCAAUUGAGAAUCUUGGCGGUCUGGAGUUGGAGAGAGACUAUUCCUAUACUGGCCAUAAGCAGAGGUGUGACUUCACCAGCAGGAAGGUGGUCGCCUACAUCAACAGCUCUGUGGAGCUAUCCAAAGAUGAAAAUGAAAUUGCAGCUUGGUUGGCUGAGAAUGGCCCCAUCUCUGUAGCUCUGAAUGCUUUUGCCAUGCAGUUUUACAAGAAAGGUGUGUCCCACCCUUUUAAGAUCUUCUGCAACCCCUGGAUGAUUGACCAUGCAGUGCUUCUGGUGGGAUAUGGAGAGCGUAAUGGAAUUCCUUUCUGGGCCAUCAAAAACAGCUGGGGGGAAGAAUACGGGGAGCAGGGUUACUACUACCUAUACAGGGGCUCCAAUGCGUGCGGAAUCAACAGGAUGGCUUCAUCUGCUGUUGUCAACUAAGUUGAUAAAUUUACACUUUCUUGUUCUCCUCUGCAUACAGACAAUGUGAUAAUGUCAACAUACACAUCUGAGCUAAACCUCAAAACAUUCCCCCACUCACAUGUCAUCCUGAUUAACCAGACUAGAGUUCCUUAAAAUGCAUACGAGAAGAGCUACUGUUAGGAACUUAAAAAUAAUUGAUUGAAGUUUGAAAAUAUUUUGUAGUAGAUUUUAUGUGUGGUUUUCAUUUCUUUUAUGUCAAGCAGUGGUUUUUAGGGGGGGGGGGGGGUUCCCCCCAUAGUAAAUUUCUGUACAGUAUUGAAGCAAGUAAUUUUCAUGGUUAUGCCACUGUGCUGUGAAUUCUAGCCUCAAUUUUGUUACCACUGGCUGAGUAAAUAUGAACUUAUUUGUUGGAAAAUGGUAGGAAAUAAACGAAAGUGGAAUUAAAAUGAAUUGAACCCCCA
Molecule: messenger RNA, 1978 nt
Organism: Hippocampus zosterae (dwarf seahorse)
Lineage: Eukaryota; Metazoa; Chordata; Actinopteri; Syngnathiformes; Syngnathidae
Gene: ctsf
Product: cathepsin F
Exons: 14
Coding region: 135-1535 (466 amino acids)
Cellular component (GO): lysosome
Molecular function (GO): cysteine-type endopeptidase activity; cysteine-type endopeptidase inhibitor activity
Source: RefSeq, a predicted model, not a curated record